CCCAUCAAACCUUAAGUUUUCACAAAUCUUAAUUCAUACGACCAAACAAACAUGGCAUCAACUUCGUUCCUACAAACUUUCCACCCUUUAGGUAAUAUAAAAUCGAACUCGAGGCUGAGUUCGAGUAGAAGGGCGGGCGUGAUAAGGGUCCGUGCGAUGAAGGGAGAAGGCGGCAAGGCUGGGAGAGUGGUGGACGAGAACAUGAUCGUGUUGCGAAAGAGGAUCCACGAGAUGAAGGUGAUGGAGGCUGAUUGCGAGCUGCCGAGAGAAUGGAUGGAGUGGGAGAGGCGGGUGGUCUAUAUGGGCUACGAUGCGAUCAUCUGCGACGCGGUGGGCCAUCUGCAGUCUUAUUUGAUGGACACGAGGCCCAGCUUUGCGCUUCCCAUGCUUGUACUUCUCGCAUUCAGCGUGCCCACCUCCACGGCUCUGGUCUUGUACAAUUUGAUGGCUGUUGUCUCUGGGAUUCAUUUGGGCUAACUCAGUUACAUUAAAUUUCAUCACUCAGCUUUGAGUAAAGAUCCGUAAUAAUAUGGGAAGAGAUUUCUAAUUCUUAAAAAAUAUUAUUACUACUAUAGAUUUCCCAUGGGGAAUAGGUACUAUAAAUUGUUUGGUGGUGUCAUUCUUAAUUGGAGACUAUUAUUAAACAAAUAAGUUAGCUGAGAUGUGUUGAUUGGAAACGGGAAAACUUAAAAUGCAAGGAAAUAAAGGUUAUCUACUAACUUUGAAAGUCA
Messenger RNA from Salvia splendens (bonfire salvia), 731 nucleotides. RefSeq lists its product as uncharacterized. Bases 52 to 477 code for a protein of 141 amino acids. The transcript has a single exon. The record is from RefSeq and is a predicted model, not a curated record. Lineage: Eukaryota; Viridiplantae; Streptophyta; Magnoliopsida; Lamiales; Lamiaceae.